Messenger RNA from Budorcas taxicolor (takin), 693 nucleotides. It is a transcript of the gene COMMD1, whose product is annotated as copper metabolism domain containing 1. The coding region runs from base 11 to 577 and encodes 188 amino acids. The transcript is spliced from 3 exons. Gene Ontology annotation, biological process: negative regulation of protein localization to cell surface; negative regulation of sodium ion transmembrane transport; copper ion homeostasis. The record is from RefSeq and is a predicted model, not a curated record. Gene Ontology annotation, cellular component: endosome. Lineage: Eukaryota; Metazoa; Chordata; Mammalia; Artiodactyla; Bovidae.
UUUGCUAACCAUGGCGGCCGAACUUGAGAGUUCCAAGUGCCUGAGUGGGCUGUUGAGCGGCCUGGCUCAGGAUACUUUCUACGGGCACCCGGGCAUCACGGAAGAGCUGCUGCGGAGCCAGCUGUAUCCGGAGGUGUCACUUGAGGAGUUCCGCCCCUUUCUGGCGAAGAUGAAGGGGAUUCUUAAGUCUAUUGCAUCUGCAGACAUGGAUUUCAACCAGCUAGAGGCAUUUUUGACUGCUCAAACCAAAAAGCAAGGAGGGAUCACAUCUGAGCAAGCUGCUGUCAUUUCCAAGUUCUGGAAGAGCCACAAGACAAAAAUCCGAGAGAGUCUUAUGAACCAGAGCUGCUGGGACAGAGGGCUUCGGGGCUUGAGCUGGAGAGUUGAUGGCAAAUCGCAGUCAAGACACUCAGCUCAAAUACAUACUCCUGUUGCCAUCAUGGAGCUGGAAAUAGGGAGAAGUGGACAGGAAUCUGAAUUUCUGUGUUUGGAAUUUGAUGAGGUCAAGGUCAAUCAAGUCCUGAAGAAGCUCUCAGAGGUAGAAGAAAGUAUCAGCACACUGAUGCAACCAGCCUAGCUGAAGAUGGAGAUGUUGAAGCAGAGGUGUUCGUGAUCCCACCCCAGAGGCCUGCUUUUUUAAACAAAGAAAAAUCGUAUUCCCCUAAUAGUAUUAAAUCCUCAAGUUCAAAUCUU